CAAAGUGCAUACAGCUAUAUAUUGAUGAAGGUAUGCGCACGUUCUUGAAGGGAAAAGUUCCUUGCAAUUUUUGCUGCUUCGUUCACGUCAGAAAAAAGCUUGGAGUUAUUGUGAUAUGAAUUUUGAGGAUGGCAAGAUCUCUAUAAAUGCAACAAUCGCGCGUAUAAACUUUCUCAAAGUAAUCCACUAUCGUUUUUAAUACAUGAUUACGAAAAAUUUAAUACAUGGCUGAUUACGAAGAGGAUAACAUAGCAUUAGAAAAAGAAAUGGAUGCUCAAGAAGCAAACGUAUGUUGCAAUAAUGGUGUUAAGGAUCACAACACAUGGACAAUAACAUCUAUAACAAAAACAGAACUAUCAGAGGAACUUGAUAUAAACGAAAUAGACCCAAUUACAGCAAUGGCGUUUGAAGAAGCACUGACAAGCCCAACUGAGCUACUUCCUCCGAAAGUAUUUCCACACAAUGUGCACAAAAAAGAAACGAAAGUAACAUGUUCGAGAAAAGCUAAUUACAAAGUGAAAAACAUACGAGUGCGAUGUGUUAGACUUGUCAUUCUGUUGCUUCUUUUAUCAACAUGUGUGAUGACAGGUCUCUUCAUAUGGAAAACGAUCCAUGAGAAAUCAAACAAAUUGCGAAAUGAGAAUCACAAAGAAAAAUGUUUCGCGAGAACGAAACCUGUUCGCCUAAAAAGCAUACCAAUUAACAUUAUGGAUUACGCAAACAGUUGGAAAGAAGAAAUAAAGAAAAAAAUGCGACUUCAAAAACAAAGUGUAUUUGUGGCGAACAUCGUGUACUAUGAUCAAGUAAUUUGGGAAGUGAAAUUUAAACUCAGCAAUGAGACGAAUGAAAUCACCGAAGAAAAAAAAGAAAAGUUAUUUCCAGUUGCCAGUUUAACAAAAGUAAUCACAUCGUUACUCUCUUAUAAGCUAUAUAACUAUGGGAUUAUUGGUCUGGAUGAUCCUUUAACAAAAUACGAGCCUCAGUUCUGGGUGAGAAAUCCUUUUAAAAAUGAUAAUGGCAGUGGAAUAACAAUACGAGAGCUAAUUACGUAUUCUUCAGGCUUAUCUCGAGAAGCCCCGUGUUAUAUUGAUAAUUUACACAACUAUUGUCCACAUAAUACAUCAUACAUUCUGCAACAAUUAAGGAACGAUAAAUCACAUCUGUUGUACGAACCUGGUUCAAGUAUUUUAUAUGGAAAUCUUCCCUUUGCAUUGGCUGGGCACGUGGUCACCAAAAAUUAUCCACGGGGAUACGAGAAAUGUGUACAAGACCAAAUUUUCGAACCUCUAGGAAUGAAAAGGUCCACAUUCGAACUAAAGAGCUUAAAUGAGAUGUAUUUACCAAGUGAAGUAAAUAAGCGAAUACCAAAAUUUAAGAACUGGGGAUGGCUUAAUCCAGCAGGCGGUUUGGUUACAACAGUCCAUGAUUUGGCUCAGUUGGAGAUCGGCUUGUUUAACAACAGUAAUAACGGAUAUCUAAGACCAGCAAUAUUGGACGAAUUCUUUACUCCAGCGUAUAUUUUCUCAAACGGAAAAAAGAUGGUAGGAUCAUCAUGGGAUAUUUAUUUCAAAAAAGGUUACUUGUAUUAUGAAAAAAGUGGAUACAUAUAUGGUUAUUCGAGUAGUAUGCACCUACUGCCAGAUCUACGCCUAGCUGUAAACAUUCUGUCAACAUCACAAAAGGCUCACGUGACUAUAACGAAAAGAAUACCCGAGUUAUUUCACAUGUUUCACGAACAUCUCAUAAAAAUGCCUCAAAACAAGCACGAAGUUCCUACAUCGAAUGCAGAACAAUACGUCGGUGUUUACUACACAGAUGAAUUAAUAACCCUCCAUAAUGUGCCAGUAACAGUUUCAAUUUCCAAAAAAGAAAAUGCAACUCAUAGUUAUCUACAAUUUAGAAUUCUUGAUUACAAAUUCCCCCUAAUAUAUUGUGGUGAUCAUACAUUUAAAAUGAUUCGUGUGAAGAUGUGUAAGAAUUUCUUCCUCGGUGUUAAUGGUGAAAAGUUGUAUUUUAAAAAGCCUUUAACACCACAUAACAAAAUCGACGAGUUUCGCAUUCAUGGAGUGCAUUUGAAAGGAAUAAUAACAUUCAAAAGAAAGCACGAUAGUAAUGACAAAUUGUAGCAGUUUUAGCAAUAUCAUCGGGUACAAUAACGAUAUUAAACUGCAUGUGAAAUUUCUUACAAGCACUUUAGCUUUGUAAUUCUUGAAAAAUUUACCUGAAAAAUAGCUUUGUUUAUUGAAAAAUUUACCAUAUAUGUAUCCAUGACCAUAGCUUUGCAACUUCUAAUGCAAUGCCUUGUUCUGUAAUGAUUGCUUCGAUUCAAAUGCGAUCAAAGAGAUGAAUUUUCAACGGAUAAUACAAAUAAAAUUUUUUCACGCAUACAAGUUGCUCUAUCGUUUAGCAAGUCAGUGAAACUGAUAAUACUUAAUUGUGUUUCAAAAUAUUGAAUUAGAAGUCGCAUUGCAUGAUUUCAACUUAAAAUAAAACAUUGUAAAAUAAGCAAAAUUAUGUAAACAUAAAUAUAUAUAUUCGACGACAAAGAGAGUAAGAAAAACGUGUACCUAAUUGUCCACGUGUGACUGUCAGAGACAUAUAUACAUAACAAGUCAACGUGACAACUUGACCGUCAGAAAGAUAGCAUGUAUAGUUAGCUAUCUCGUAAAUAUUUAUAAUUUAGGUUAAUUUAUAACUUUAUAUGGAGUGUAAUAAUAAUUGAAAAAAUAUACAGAAAGAGGAUUUUUUCCAUUUGAUAAGUCUAUGAAAAUGACUUAUCAUUAAACAGAUCUGACGUAUCAAACAUACUUCGCUUGUGAAAACUUACACGAAAUUAUAAAUGUUUUUCUCGUGAA
Molecule: messenger RNA, 2855 nt
Organism: Xenia sp. Carnegie-2017
Lineage: Eukaryota; Metazoa; Cnidaria; Anthozoa; Malacalcyonacea; Xeniidae
Product: beta-lactamase-like protein 1
Exons: 12
Coding region: 225-2126 (633 amino acids)
Source: RefSeq, a predicted model, not a curated record